This is a messenger RNA of Lagenorhynchus albirostris (white-beaked dolphin), 2717 nucleotides long. It is a transcript of the gene ORC3, whose product is annotated as origin recognition complex subunit 3. Gene Ontology annotation, biological process: DNA replication; DNA replication initiation. Gene Ontology annotation, cellular component: DNA replication preinitiation complex; nuclear pre-replicative complex; nuclear origin of replication recognition complex. The coding region runs from base 273 to 2417 and encodes 714 amino acids. The transcript has 22 exons. NCBI's taxonomy places the organism in Eukaryota, Metazoa, Chordata, Mammalia, Artiodactyla, Delphinidae. Gene Ontology annotation, molecular function: DNA replication origin binding. The record is from RefSeq and is a predicted model, not a curated record.
CCCGGGUGCGUCUGGAAUUUCGCAGGUGUCGAGGACCAUGGCCACCUCUUCGGUGUCCAAGGGUUGCUUUGUGUUUAAGCCAGACUUCAAGAAGAGAAAGAUCUCUGUGCCAAUAGGAGUUCAGGACUGCCAUGGGAGUAGAACUGGAUUCAGUAGAAUAAAAGAAGUUCAAAAACAGUUUAAAGUGCAUAUAGGACUAUUUUAAUAAAGGGAAAAAUGAGUCUGAGGACAGUAAGCUUCGCUUUGAAACUUACCAGUUGAUAUGGCAGCAGAUGAAAUCUGAAACUGAGCGACUACAAGAGGAAUUAAAUAAAAACCUGUUUGACAGUCUAAUUGAAUUUCUUCAGAAGUCUCAUUCUGGGUUCCAGAAGAAUUCAAGAGACUGGGGCUGUCAAAUAAAACUCAGAGAAAUUCCAACUGCUGCUCUUGUUCUAGGUGUGAAUGUAACAGAUCAUGAUUUAACAUUCAGAAGUCUAACAGAAGUCCUUCAGAAUAAUGUUACUCCAUAUGUAGUUUCAUUGCAAGCUAAAGAUUGCCCAGAUAUGAAACAUUUUUUGCAAAAGCUGGCCUCACAGUUGAUGGACUGCAAUGUAGACGUGCAAUCCAAAGAGAAAGAAAGUGUUCAGGUCACCCAGAAAAAGAUACAUUAUUCAAUGGAUUCUCUUUCCACUUGGUAUAUGAGUGUCACACAGAAGACUGACGUAAAAAUGCCAAGAAAAAAGAGGACUCCUCCUAGCCAAUGGCAGUCUCCUCCUGUUGUGCUUAUCUUAAAGGAUAUGGAAAGCUUCACCACAAAAGUACUCCAAGACUUUAUAAUUAUCAGCAGUCAGCAUCUACAUGAAUUUCCACUAAUACUCAUUUUUGGAAUCGCCACGUCUCCUGUUGUCGUCCAUCGGAUGCUUCCUCAUGCAGUAUCAUCUCUAUUGUGUAUAGAACUAUUCCAGUCUUUGUCUUGCAAGGAGCACCUGACUACAGUACUUGAUAAGCUACUUCUUACAACUCAAUUUCCGUUUAAACUAAGUGAAAAAGUGUUGCAGGUUCUGACCAACAUCUUUUUGUAUCAUGAUUUCUCAAUCCAAAACUUUAUAAAAGGACUUCAGCUUUCUCUAUUAGAACAUUUCUAUUCCCAGCCCCUCAGUGUUCUGUGCUGUAAUCUCCCAGAAGCCAAGAGAAGAAUAAAUUUUUUAUCAGAUAAUCAAUGUGAAAACAUCCGACGUCUUCCAUCGUUUAGGAGGUACGUGGAAAAGCAAGCUUCAGAAAAGCAAGUUGCACUGUUGACCAAUGAGAGAUUUUUGAAGGAGGAAACACAGUCAUUACUAGAAAACCUACAUGUUUACCAUACAAAUUACUUCCUGGUUUUGAGAUGUCUUCAUCAGUUCACCUCUUCUCUUCCCAAGUACCCACUGGGUCGACAGAUCAGAGAGCUGUACUGCACGUGUUUAGAAAAGAACAUACGGGAUUCAGAGGAGUAUGCAUCGGCUUUGCAGCUGCUGAGGAUGUUGGCAAAGGAUGAACUGAUGGCCAUGCUUCAGAAAUGUUUCAAGGUUUUUAAGUCCUCUUCUGAAAAGCAGCUUGGCAACACAGCAAAGAGAAUAGAGGAGUUCCUGGCCCAGUUUCAGAGCCUCGAUGCUGCAGCGCUAGGCCCCAUGAGUGCUGAGCCAGUGCAAGAUGAAAGAGCCAGCCUACUUGACUGGAGGGGCAUGAGCGUGAGGAAGUGCCACCCCAUGGUACCAGGGGCUCCCUCCAGAUCACGCGCAGGCAUUAUUGCUCUGCAGUGCCUUUGCAGGACAAAAGCCAAAGAAGAAGAAGAAGAUACUUCUGAGUCACAGUCAAAGGGACUUCAGAAGACAGACCUCUAUCAUCUUCAGAAGUCAUUAUUGGAAAUGAAGGAGUUAAGAAGAGCAAGUAAGAGGCAGACCAAGUUUGAAGUCCUCAGAGAACAGCUUGUGAGCUUCAUCGACAGUCUGGCGCGAGAAUACCUCCUGCUUCCAGAGACACAGCCUCUGCAUGAGGUGCUGUACUUCACUGCUGCCCACACCCUUCGCCAGCACCUGAACGCUGCCCCGCGGAUCGCCCUCCAUACCGCACUCAACAACCCAUAUUAUUACCUCAAGAAUGAAGCACUGAGAAGUGAAGAAGGUUGUAUUCCAAAUGUCGCCCCAGACAUCUGCAUAGCAUAUAAACUGCACCUGGAGUGCAGCAGGCUAAUCAACCUUGUGGACUGGUCGGAGGCCUUUGCAACAGUUGUGACAGCUGCUGAAAAAAUGGAUGCAAAUUCUGUAACCUCAGAAGAAAGGAAUGAAAUUAUCCAUGCUCGGUUUAUUAGAGCUGUUUCUGAACUAGAACUUUUAGGAUUUAUAAAACCUACCAAACAGAAGACUGACCAUGUGGCAAGGCUAACAUGGGGAGGCUGCUAGAAAGCAAAUGAGUGAAGCCAGAAAGACAGCAUUUAGCUUAAGAGUAAAAGGAGACCAAUCAUAUUUACACACCGGUAGAGGAAGAUUGCUUGGGAAGAAGCAUAAUGUGUAAUCCCUGUGUGAUGUUUAAACAGAAAAGUAGACUGUUAAUCCCUAUCAGGAAUGUAUCAAAGCACCUUUGGAGUACUUUAGAAUCCAACAAAUAACAUGCUAACAUUGCAAGUAGAACCUCUCUCAGAGUAUCACUGCAAUUUUCAUUCAUUAAGAAAUUAUGAAUAAAUUGUUCUUGAACAUACAUAA